Bolinopsis microptera is the source of this 3516-nucleotide messenger RNA. Its product is annotated as ATP-binding cassette sub-family G member 4-like. The record is from RefSeq and is a predicted model, not a curated record. Gene Ontology annotation, biological process: transmembrane transport. Gene Ontology annotation, molecular function: ATP binding; ATP hydrolysis activity; ABC-type transporter activity. Lineage: Eukaryota; Metazoa; Ctenophora; Tentaculata; Lobata; Bolinopsidae. The transcript is spliced from 20 exons. Bases 182 to 2260 code for a protein of 692 amino acids. Gene Ontology annotation, cellular component: membrane.
AGCUGAAGAACAAGAUGUAAAAUAUGCCGACAUCUGUUCCUGUGAAGCUUCCCAUAUUAUAAAGGAGUACGAGGAACCCUUCAACUCACUCGUUAAACUGAGAAGAAAAGUCCCUCUGAGUUUAACGCACGGAGACGAGGAAUUAAAUUUAUAAGCACUACUGAAGUUGCUGCGAGGUAGCAUGGUGCAGGUCAAUGGAGGAGAUGAGAUAACACCUGAUGAUCAAAUGUCAGACUACAUCGACCCAGGGUACGAUAGUGACUCUGAGAGAAAAGAUAAGGGUUGUAGUGUUACCAGCGAGAAGAUAGUGGAGCAGAAACUCUAUCCUGAUAACUGUCUCCGGUUUGACUGGCUUUCUUGUGCUAACCCGCGAGGUAUUAAACUGAACAAAUGUUACGGUGAAUUCUACGGUGGUCAGGUGACAGCCAUUCUGGGACCCUCUGGUUCGGGCAGAUCUACUCUUCUCAAAAUACUAGCUGGAAUCAGAGUAAAGAACAGCAAGGGGCGUAUAAAAGUGGGUAACGUGGAUAGAACAACAACCCAGUUCAAAUCAAUAUCCUCCUACAUUCCUCACCACUGUAUCAUCAGUAAUCUUACUGUCAAGGAGACCUUACAGUGUUCAGCGAUAGCCUGCUGUCCAUCUGAAUAUACAGACCACGAGAGGAACAAAGCUAUUCUUAAGAUACUGGACCUUCUACUCACCUCAGACAUUAUACAUAGGAAGGUUUAUGACUUGACGUUGGUAGAGCAGAAAAUAUUAUGUCUUGCAGCAGAAUAUCUGAGGAGUCCACGAUUUAUAUUCAUUCAGGACCCUCUCAGUGACCUGAGUAUCCAGCAUCAGAUGUUCUACAUGACACGGGUAAAGAUACUGGCUCAGGAGAAGAUAGCAGUUGUAAUGUGCCUAAAGUCUGGUGCGAGCACUGCCUCCCUUCAGUUCGUUGAUCAAUUGUACGUGUUAGCUGAAGGACAGGUUGUGUACAGUGGGUUACCUGGUGAACUUAACAAGUUUUUUAAAGACGCAUCAGACGAUCCUACCUUUCCUGAUAUUCAGAUAGGUUUUCCAGGCCCCGUUUGUAUCGCGUUAGAUAUUUUUCGACCAACAGUAUUGUCGCACUGUGCCAUGAACGACACACAGCAACAAGUUGAGACCAAUGAGACCAGAUGCAGGAGACCAAUCACAGGGCCUGAGAACCACGUUCCUUACGAGAUAGAGCCUGUGAGUUGUUUACGACACACGAUGCAAGGGUUCAGUAUGUGUAGCAGAUACAGCAUAGCCCUCGCUCGGCAAGUCCGGGCAGUCGCUUUUAGGUUAAUUUAUUACACGUUUUUGGGGGUUUUGAUGGGAGGGAUAUGUUUUGAAGUAGGACUGACUGGUUUUACAGCAAGGGAGAACGCUGGGUACAUCUUCUUCUCUAUCAUAUUCCUCUUCCUCGGGUCUAUGGUGGCUUCUGCUCGGAGAACUUCGCGUUACAUGUGUAUUUACCAGCGGGAGCGGUUUAACCGUUGGUACUCCUCCUUCUCUUUCUACCUCGCUAAAAUGCUUGCGGAGUUACCGGUUGAGAUCAUCAUGUCGGUUCCCUUCGCCAGUAUUACGUACUUCAUGGCUGGUAACCCGGCUAAUCUGGUAUACUUUGUACACAUAGCCCUGUGUGUGGUGACGGCUUGUAUGGGCCACGUAUUCGGAGUUGUUAUUAUGGCUGUUAGCCAGAAGUUUGAGAUUCAGCAGACUGUAGCGGGUGUUUAUAUAACAGUUAACACUAUUAUAAUGGGAUAUAUAUUCCGAGUUAAAUACAUGCCAACAAUGGUAAAGUGGGCCGCUAUACUUUCCCCCUUCCACAUGCUAUUUAAAAGUUUUGUAGUGAACAUAUACAACUCUUUGGACCCGCUGUCCUGCCCGGUCCCUCCUGUAAACUGCUCUAAAUACCCUCCUAGCUUACUUUAUAUGUACGGAUUUGAGGGCGAAGAAUUCAAAAAGAGUAAUUUCGCGUACCUAUUUGCUCACCUGGCGUUUUUACACGCUGCAGCGUUCGUAUCUAUAGCAGCCAGAGGACGGUGGUUCGACUCAGAGCUGCCCCGUCAACAUUUCAACAAAUCAGCUACUAUCUGUGUUACCCAACCCCCUCUAGCUUCAUCCUUACCAGAACCACCAGCACCCCUGGGAGCUAAAGAGGGUAUAUUAAAUUGCUUGCGGAGCUGCAUCACAUGUAAACCAUAUAAACCUUUAACAGUGGGGGAACCUGAAGGAGAGUUCUAUCUUUAGAGAGAAGAAGGAGAGUGACUGCAAACCCAGAUGCCUGGAGGCUGUGUCAGAUUUUAACGUCAGUCCAAUGAACAACACAGACAACAACAAUCUCCAAGUUUGAUGAUAUUAGUCACCAAGUGUGACAUUUUCAUACACCAAACACAGCCUCAAUACAAGAAUGUUCCAGAAGUUUACCUUGAACAGUCUCCUUUUACAGUUUACAGAUGAAUGAUAAGCGGACACACCCUGCCUGACUAAAAAUAAUAUCAGCCUUGUAAGUCAUCAGUCAUGAUCUCCAUGUGAUCCGAGUAACCCGACCGCUAAUAUCUGUGUGCGUCUUAUAACAUGUAUAAUCUUGUGAUAUCAAACCAAAAGACUUAAUUUGAUUUUUAUCAGAUUGAAAUUUCCAGAAUAUUAGAGCAACUCAGAUCAGCAGUCAAAGUAUGUUGAAUGUUCGUCUUUAAGACUUCUGAUAAGGUAUGUUAACAAAUGUGAUCCUCGCGUCUAGUGUGACAGUACAAAUCAGAUAUUAUCGCAUGAAUGAGCAAUAAACCUGUCAAGAUGAGAGAUUUUGUGAUUUUUUAUUUUUAUUUUCAAUUUGAUAAUGUUUUUUCUUGGGAUGUUAUAUGUUUAACAAAGGGCAGUUUCUACAUGGAAAGGGGAAGUUGUAUUUAUCUUCGAGUUUUCAUUUUAGAUUUAACCAGGUUUUUUAAUAAUUAGUAUGUACCUUGUUCUGGCCUCGAUUGCGAUACUUUCAGACUUCAAUUUACGGUUUCAUAAAUUUGAGCAAAAAUCGCCACUCAUUCAAUUAUCUCUCAACUUGUGCUCUUACGAGAGGGCUCUUGUUUCUUAAGUAUAGAGUAGCUAUGACUUAUGUUCGAGUGCGGAUACUUUUUGCUUUGUUUAUUAUCCGUUUACCAUACCUCCUAUAUUUUCCCUUAGAUAUUAAAUUUAGGUUUGACAGACGACUUUUAAUACUAAAUAGUUUUAUACUUUAUCGAAUGUGCACAGUCACAUCAGCAUUUCAGUUUAAUAGUUUCCACUACAUUUUCCUACUGGGAAAGUGCUGCGGUGUGAUAAGAUAUACUUUUAAACAAAAAUCAGAUUCUACACGGCGAUAUGAAGAGUGCAAGGCAUUAUAAUUAAACAGUUAAAAGAUUUUUAAUGGGUACUAUAUAGAUUACGUGUAUUAUGAUUUGAUCAGUUAUCAACAAAACUUUGAUUCCUGGUUUGUGAUGAAAUUAUACUGAUAAUAUUUUUUGUACAAAAUUCGA